UGUGGAAAAAAAUUGAUACACCCUUUGAAAAUCAUAUUCAUCAUGGCCCAGCGAAGAUCAAAGAUGUCAAAGAAAGAAUUCGAUGACCAGUUUGAGGCAUUCCUCAAGGAGUCAAUGUCAUCAGAGGAAUCAAUGGACUCAGCCCGAGUAUCCAAGUACUUGAAUCCAACGAGGAAAGAAAAGUCAUGGUGGAUGGAGCAAGAUGAUGAAGAUGAGGAGAACAUUGGACAAGGCCUGACGGCAAGUGGUAAAAGCUUUUUUAAAAAGAAAAAGCCUGAGCCGGAAACCAGUACCCCAAUCAGAGAGGACAAGACAACUUCGAUUCGAGAUAAAAAGCUGGACCUGGACAGUUCGGAUGAUGGCAAAAAAAUUGGUAGUCCGGCGGAAAGGCGUGCCAAAAACAAGAGAGAGUUGAAAGCUAAAGGUGUACGGGGAAAAACGGACAACUCCAUGAGCAAGGAUUCGCUAGAAGACAUAUCUGAGAAAUCUGAGGAGGAGAGUACGAAGCACAAUGACAGAAAGGGCUUCAGUGGAACAAGGAGUAGCCAUGAACACAGCUCAGGACAGGCAGGAAAAACAGGUAGGGCCACCAUACCAGGCAUGGAGACUUUGGAUGAAAUUGCGGAGAAAGAGAGAUUUUUCCAGGACCUAGAGAAUGCGGCGGGGGAAACACUUGACUAUAGUCGCAUGAACCGCGACCUUAGUCAAAGUGCUACCACAAUGUCACCAGAGGGCGCCGCUAAAGCUGCCGCGACACUUGCCGCAUUGGAGGACAUAGAACAGGAAGAAGAAGGGUCGAUUGUGCCACCAACCAAGUCUGAACCAAUCACUGAUCAGGAUCCAUCUGUCCAGAAACCAAGCAUGCUCUCUAAGGUGUCUUUAAUGGAUUCCAUGGAGUCGACUAUGAACACAACAGGUUCCCCCAAAGUCGGGGGCACCCUGCAGGAACCCCGCCGAUCAGAGGGCCUGGACGAUAUCGACGGACAAAUCAACGUCCAGCAGUCCACACCGGGGUCAUUCAAAACAGGCACAGGGGAGUUCAGUGCCAGGGUAUCAGGUUUUAUGGGAACUAACACAAGCAAUGAAAUCGAGGCUCUACACAAAGCCCUGAGGGAGGUGGGCCUGUCCCCCACCAUAAAGAACGACAGUCAGGGGCUGGACUCCUCCAUGGCCAACAACACAGACCUUUUGCAGAAAAUCCUCUCUACUGAACCAGAGAAGGGUAAACAGAGAACAGUGGAAGAAGUUCUUCAGGAAAUGGACAACAUAGAGAAACGGAACCGAAGUCAGACUAAUGACCCGGACGUCCAGCUGCUGUCUGACAAAAAGAAGACCCCUGCUGAUAGUGAGAGAAGGAUGGAGGACAUCCGAGGAUUUGGUUUGUCCCCCAUUCAACAAGAACAGCCCUCACCCCAAGGCUUUGAUCCCUCGCCCCGGGGAUUUGAUGAAUCUCACACCGAGGACACAGAAAUGUACCAACCUGUCACUCAAAUUUCAAAGGGUUCAAAGGUCAAGUCAAUAUCUGAAAGAGGAAGAACUAAGAAGAAGGAUUCUAAAGACAAAAACAAAAACAAAAAGAUGUCCCCUUCUUCCCCUGGUCGAAGUCUAUCUCCAAGGUCAUCACCCCGACGAUGGAUGUCUCCAAGGUCAAAUACCGCCAAACUUGACGAAAGGUCAAGGUCUCUCUCCCCGUCUAAGCAAGGUGCGACGCUUAGAAACAAAUACAGCCACAUCAAGAGCUCUGGGUAUGGACAGCAGUCCCCCGGGAGAACCCCAAGUAGAGAGAGGCCGUCAAGUGCCAAGGAGAGGGGAACCCUCAGAACUGAUCAUAGAGGGGCCCAGCAGGGGGACAGAAAUGGGGCUCAGGACAGGGCCAGGAAAAAGGAGAGAAAACCGAGAGAUGCCGGGAAACGCCAGGAACAGACAUGGUCUCCGGCAGACAUAGCACGGCAGAAAGUCAUGGGAACUGAGUCACCAAAACAGUCCCGGGGACACUUAGCCGGGCUCGACUCACAGCUGCGAGUCUCUAUCGAGUCAUUUGCAGCCUACAUUGCUGACCACUUCUCACCGACCAGAAAAAUGCCCAAGGCCAAAUACUCAGAGGAUGAGCCCUCUCUAGCAUCCAGCUGGAAGGGAGACAAAUCCGCAGAGGGUCUGCCUAAUGACCCCGAAGAACUCCAAAAAGUGGUGCUAUCAGAGAGAAGUAAAAAUCUGAAACUAAAAGAAGAAUUGGAAAGGUUUGUGAAGCUCCAGGGACAUGAGCUGGAAAAACUGAAAUUAAAAUACGAAGAGGAAAUCCACAAUCUCAAACAGGAAAACUAUGUCUUAUCUGCCAAGGUACCUGGAGACAAAGAGGAGUUAAAGAAGCAGUUGAUGAAUGGUGCUGCCAAUGGAAUCAGCUCCCAGCAGAUAGAAAGCCUGAAGAAAGAACUAGAGGAACAGGAGAAUCUGAUAGCCGGGUACCAACAGGAGAACCAGCGAUUGUACGACCAGGUCAAGGCCCUUCAGAAGAAGGCCAAGGUCACAGAGGAGAGGAUGUUCACCGAAAACCAGAGACUGCAGACCGAGCUCACAAACAUAAGAGCAAAGACAGAUGUAAGUGAUGGAGAGACUGUCAUGUCCAGAACCAGGGCAGUGGUGGCGGACAGAGAGAGUGUGGACGUGAAUGCAGCCCUGGGGGUGGGGCAGAUAGCAGAGUUAGAGGCUGAACUCAGGGAACACCAGAGACGAGAAGUAACAAUGAAGCGAGAGUUGGAGAUUGCUCAGAGAACGAAGAUAGAGAUGGAUCAACAAAUGGAUAAACUGAUUAAAGAGAGACAACUCCUACAUGACAAACUUGACAAGGCCUCGUACCCAGAGGAUGUCCGACAAUUGGAGGACAAAUAUAAAGAAGAAAUAGAUCGCCUGAGUCGGAAAUUAAAGUGGUACGCGGAGAACCAGAAACUUCUGGACCAAGACGCCAAGAAACUUAAAUGCAGAGACGAGGAGAUCGCCAAGUUAAAGUCCAGGAUACAAGACUUCCAGACAGAGACUGGAAAAAGGUUGGAAGAAAACAAAAUGAGAAGUACAGAGAGAGCUAAAGAUGCCAAGAAGAUUCAGGAUCUACAGAGACAAGUUAAAGAAAUGGAGGCAAUAAUGAAGAGACGUCAUCCCAAUUCUCUGCCGUCGUUGAUGAUGACGGCAGCAGUGAUCCCCGGGGAACCAGAGAAAUCCCCACUAGUCACGGUGCUGGAGGGGCGUGUCCGUAAACUAGAGCAGGAACUGGAGAGCAAGGAGAAGGAGGAAGAUAAGAUGUUACGAGCCGUGGAGCAGAAGUACAACAACAUCAAGCUGAAGUUCGAGGAGAGAAUCCAUGACUUGGAGACGCAGCUGGCUGCUUACCAGCGGCCAGACGACCAGAACCUGAAAUCUUACGAACACCCCCACACGCACACAGUGGCUCUACAACAGGAGCUAGACGCCACCAGAGACCGCUACAAGAAACAGGUGGCCGAUCUAGAGGAGCAGGUGUCUCAACUCAACUCACAGCUCCAACAGGCUCACAGAAUUCAGGAAGGACCUAUGAGCGAGGUUCAGGCGUCAAAGGAGAAGGAGGUAGAACUGAGCAGUAAGCUUCAGCUUCUACAGUUAGAGUUGAACAGCCGGAACCAUGACCUCCAGGUCUUACACAAGUCCCUAGAGAGACUCCGAAAGGAAAAACAGAACACUCUGGUCAACAGUCUGUCUCAAGACAAGAAAAAGAAGAAAAAUAAAGAGGGUGUGGAUGCAGAGAAACUCUUAGAAAUUCCAGAGAGUGUUAGGAAGGAACCUUGUGAUCACGAGGAUGAGAUUUGUAGACUUGUCCAGGAAAACGAAGGCCUUCGGGCAAAGAUGGAUGAGCUACAGCUUGAAGCUGAGCACAGCAGAUUGAAAGUACACAAAGUUCAGGCUGAACAUGAGGCUUAUGUUCGCAGGAGUCGGGAAAACUAUGAAGAAAAGAUUGAGGCCCUGUGUCAAUCCCAUCAGAAAGAACUGCAGCAGAUGUUGGCUGAGCAAGCUUUGGAGCAUUCAGCCUCUAAAACAGCCCACCUCUACAGCAAAGUCAAUGCUCAAGAAGUGAUGAUUCAACACCUGAGAACACAGCUGACAGAAGCUCAGGAGGAGCUGGAACAGAUGUCUAUACUGAAGAUAAAGGAGGCUGCUCAUCUCACCCAGAUAGAAAAACUACAGCAGGAACUCAGAGAGGCCAAAAAACACCACUCACCGGGCAUGAAACAUUUUGAGCAAAUUAAAGACAAGAUCCUCAGCAUUGAAAAUAAGCAUAAAAACAGAGAGAAAGAACUCCAGCAAGUGAUACAAAAUUCAAAGGACUCUCACACUAAAGAACUAGAACAACAGACCGCCAAGUGGAAACAGGUUGUGGAAGUUAAGAACAAGGAGAUCCAGAAGUUCCGUGUGGAGCUGGACGCCAUAUUGGAUGUACUCAGACUGUUACAGAAACAGGGAGUGGUUCUCCCAGUCCGGACAAGUCACACAUACUCCUAGCAGGAGUGUAGUCAUUGUCUAUGACUAUUGUAUUCAGUGUCCACUGUCUAGGAUUAGUCACAUGUGUUAUGUAACAGGAGAGUUCUGAUCUGACUGUGAGCAUUAGUAUGAUGUUAACUGAGUGCUUACCAUCAAGGAUUAUUGCGUCCACUCAGAAUCUGACACAAGUCAUGCCCUGUGCAUUAUUAGUUCGCUAGUCUGUGAUAUAAGAUAACAUGUAUUAUAUAUUAUAGAGAUCUGUCUACAGAUCACAGAAGAUAAUAGACUUAAGUCUUAGUUUCAGUCAUUCACAAAAUGUUUGUUUGCCAUAAAUAUGAAAUAAAUGCUAAAGGUAUAA
Molecule: messenger RNA, 4861 nt
Organism: Magallana angulata
Lineage: Eukaryota; Metazoa; Mollusca; Bivalvia; Ostreida; Ostreidae
Product: centrosomal protein of 162 kDa-like
Exons: 33
Coding region: 43-4524 (1493 amino acids)
Biological process (GO): cilium assembly
Cellular component (GO): axonemal microtubule; centriole; centrosome
Source: RefSeq, a predicted model, not a curated record